AUGGAUAGUGAAGAGCAAAGAUCUGCUGUUAUGCAUAACGAAAGAUAUUCAGAAAAGCCGUACAAUGCUGCCCGAAAAGACCAUUCGUAUGAGAACAAGAAGCCCGCGUAUAAAUCACAGUUUCGUACAGAUACAAAGAAAGCGGAAAUAGAUAAAAAGAAGAAAAAGAAGCGAGAGGAAAGUGCCACCGACAAGGAAGACAUUUUGAUUUCUGGCCUACCAAAGCGAGAGAACAAAGGGUUUCAGUUAGUGCUUCAGGAUGGGUCGCAAAUAACUGCGCAACUUAUUCAGGAGGAACUAAAGAAGUACCAGAGUGCAUCUGGCACCGCUGCUGUCUCAGAGGAACCCAACGUGGAGAGUGCUGAGCCAGAAAAAAGUGAAAAGGAGGAGACUAUUUCUGAGCCUACUAAGGCAGUGGAGAGCGAGUCUGUAAAAGAAGAAGCUUUGUCUGGUGAAAAGGCAGAGGUUGUAGAGCCAGUUGCACCUGUUCCAGAAAAGCCUAAGCUGAGCCCACUUGAGGAGAUGAAGAUGCAGCUGGACAGGCAUCUGGAAGAGGAGAGGAAGAAGAAAGCCAUGGAAGCUGCAGCAGCACUAGAUGUACGCUCUGAGGAGUCUUCUAAAGCCGAGACUGCACAGCCAGAAGUUUCAGCACCUGAAAAGCCAUUGAGUACGGUGGCUGAGAAGCCUGUUGAGCCUGUUAAGGAAGACUCAGAAGAGGAGGAGGAAGAUGAGGAACCUACUGGACCUGACGUAAAUAUUUGGACCAGAAAGAAAUCAAAAAAUCUGCUGAAUACUAUAUUCAACAAAGUCCCCGAAAAGAAGUCACCAGCAAAAGCACCGGCAUUCCGUACUGCACGAAAAGUAUCUACUUUAGGCAAGGCCACUGCACCAGCAGCGCAGGGACCAACUCUUACUAUAGAAAAGCCAGAGAAGACAUUCAAGGAAAAGGGCGAGGGUGUUUUUAGACAGGACAAGCUUGCAAAAGGUAUUGGCAAAAUGAAAAUAUCUUCAGACUCUGCCAGCCGCACGCCAAAGGAAGAGCCGUAUAAAAAGGCUGAAGCAGCACCUUCUGCAGGAACAAAGACUAUUUCUUCUGCUGGUGCCAAUAAGCCAGAGAGUGCCGCAGUGACUGUGUCAGAAAAGAUACAUUUACAGGAAAGGGCAGAGACCACUCCGCAGACAAUUGCAGCCACUGCAAGUACAAAGAAGGCCGAGCCGAUCUCUUUUGCAGCUGUUGACAAAGCAGUAAGCAGCCCGGACAGCUUCUACAAGUCUCUGGACGGAGCCACAAUCACUUCUCUUCCCAUUAUAUACUCAAAGGAACAGCUUUGGGCACUGAAGAGCCGCUCUGAAGGAAUGCCAAGUAUAAUAGACAAAAACAUACUUGCCAAGUCAAUUGGGGCUGGGAAGAAGAGGAAGGACUUUAAGAUGUUUAAGACAUCGGGGUUCAAGGAUGCGCGAAAGACUGCUUUGCCUGUGACUGUGUUUGAGAGCAUUGAGCCGUACAUUGCAGAGUUCAACCUUGCACUGAACCAGGUCUGCCAGAACAACAUUGAUGAGGUGGCCAAGAGAAUACUUUCCAUUAAAGUGCCAACUGUUGAGGCGAUGGAGGAGCUUGCAAAGGCGUUCUUUAACCGGGCGAUGGUUGAGCAUGCGUACACGGGUGUUUAUGCUGCACUGGUUGAGCGGCUUGAGGUUCGGUUUAGAGCACAGACUGAAGAACCAUUUGUUGAGAACUCUCCUACAGGGUACAAGACAGUCUUCCGACGCACCAUCAUAAAGCUGUCACAGCAGGAGUUCAUGGUCAAGAGAACUUGGGCCACAGACCAGGUGGAGCACAAGAUGGUAAGUAUGACAGCAGAGGAGCUUGCCAAGCGUGUUAUGGAAAUCAGCAGCAACAAGGAAAAGGAGUACGAAAGAAUCAGCAUAAAGAAGAGAGCACUUACUAUUGCUAGAUUUGCAGUGGAGCUUUACUUACAGCUGGUACUUAAGGACAGCACUAUGCACUCGUCGAUAUUCUUCAUAAUGGAGGAUAGAACUCCAGAAAACGUUGAAAUUGUCUGCUACAUUCUAAAGCACGCAGGAAGUCGGCUGGAUGUUCCAAUUGCCAAGGAGUACAUGGACUCAUACAUUACAUGGCUUAAAGAGUCAUCUGCAAACUUAAGCGUUCGGUACAAAUUCAUGGUUGAGGAGAUAAUUGACCUAAGAAAGCACAGCUGGGUGGCAAAGGAUUCCAGAAAAGACUCCGAGGAUGAGGACGACGGGUGGAAGAGCAGCAAAACAAAAGAAAAGAAGAAGUUCGUUAAAGAAAAGUCUGUCCGCAAGGAAAGUAUUUCUAAGACCCAGAAAGUAUCAGAGUUCAUUGAAUUGCACGACGAUGAGUACAGAAAGAUGGAGUCCGAUGCAGUUUCUACACUAAAGUGCAGCAACAAGACGUUUGCACCAGCAGAACAUGCAAAGAGACUAUCAGUAGAGUACAACAGCUUAAGUGCAAUAUUCUUCACGGCGCUUAUUAAAAUAACCAUUGAGGGAUACGGAGAUACCUUAGAGAACGGAAUGGGACUGGUCAAAGAAUGGACUAAAUUAGUUCCACUGUCCCCACAGAAGAAAGAAGAAGUGUUUGAAUAUAUAGAAGAGAUAAUGCCAGACUUGGUCGAUGACUCUCCCAAAGCACCCGCACACUUUGAAGAAAUCAAAAAAGCACUCCAUAAAUAAAUAC
Molecule: messenger RNA, 2719 nt
Organism: Nematocida parisii ERTm1
Lineage: Eukaryota; Fungi; Microsporidia
Exons: 1
Coding region: 1-2715 (904 amino acids)
Cellular component (GO): eukaryotic translation initiation factor 4F complex
Molecular function (GO): translation initiation factor activity; protein binding; mRNA binding
Source: RefSeq, a predicted model, not a curated record